Messenger RNA from Mangifera indica (mango), 324 nucleotides. RefSeq names its product putative lipid-transfer protein DIR1. NCBI's taxonomy places the organism in Eukaryota, Viridiplantae, Streptophyta, Magnoliopsida, Sapindales, Anacardiaceae. The coding region runs from base 1 to 324 and encodes 107 amino acids. The record is from RefSeq and is a predicted model, not a curated record. The transcript has a single exon. Gene Ontology annotation, biological process: systemic acquired resistance. Gene Ontology annotation, molecular function: fatty acid binding.
AUGGAAGCAUACACAAAAUUUGUCAUUGUGGCAGUGGUUCUAGGUUUGGCGAUUAGGUCCGAAGCCUUCGGGAUGGAGAAGAAGAGUAAUACCGAGGGCAUCUGUGGCAUGACUAGGGAAGGUCUCAUGAUGUGCAAGCCAUUUGUCAACAUCCAGAGCACCGUGCCGCCUUCGCUCGACUGUUGCUCGGCUCUAUCCAAGGCUAACUUGCCAUGCUUCUGCAUGUUCAAGAACUCCGGGUUGUUAGGGUUUUAUGGGAUAGACUUUAACCAAGCCAUGCAGCUACCUACUAAAUGCAACCUCCCGAACACUUCCCAUUGCUAA